AUGGUUAAUCCGGCACUGGAUGCAGUCAUGGAGCAGAUUGGACCUGUAUUCCAACAAUUGCAUGGCUUCAUUCGUCAUCAAUUGAAUAAGAAAUACGGAGAUGCUAUUAUUGAUACGAAAAGCCUUAUACCCGACCAUUUAUUCCAACAAGUAUUGGCACAAAUUUGGACUAACAAAAGUGUAAUUGAUGAAUAUUUCCCACAUAAAGAACUUCCACAAUUCGAUGAAAUCCUCGUUAAUAAUAGUUUUGACACAUUGAAACUUUUCAAAACAGCUGAUAAAUUCUACGAAUCUAUGGGACUUGAACCUAUUCCAGAAAAUUACUGGGGCAAGAGGCUAAAGAUGAAGUCAGAUGAAGACGAAGGCGAUUGCAAAGCUACAAUUCUAGCUCAUACUUCGAACGUCUUUAUGCAAUAUUGUCACAAAAUGGAUUACAGAACUUUAAUGCAGGCACAUGGUUACAUGGCUGAGAUCCAUAUGGCAAUGGAAAAAUCUCAUCUACCAGCUUAUUACUCAGAUUCAUACAAUUUGGAGCAUGCAAUUGGUGAAGCCGUGAUUUUAUCAGCUUCUUCACCAAAAUAUUUGUCCAAAGUUGGAAUUUUACCUUCACCGGAAUUCUCCGAUGAAGUUAUGAUGAAUCGACUUUUAAGACAGAGCAUUCAUACUUUGCUUAAUAUCCCUGUUUACUAUGUGCAUACGAAAGUUAUGGCUGAUAUGUUUGCCGGAAAAUUUGAAAUAACAGAAUUGAAUAAGAAAUAUUGGGAACUUAUGGAUAAAUAUGUUGGUGUUGGGCCACCAGGUGAUCGUGUUAGUAACACUUUUGAUUUCCCCUUCAAAUUCUAUUUGGAAUUGAAUGAAAAUCAUCAAGCAAGAAAAUUCAUGUCAGAAGUCUUGAGUUAUCAGUUCUAUGUGAAAUUGUGUUCGAUUACUGACCAAUAUCCUAAAGAAAGUCUACAGAAUUGUGACUUUUCUGGACACAAGGAUGCUGGUGAUGCAAUUAAAAAAAUGAUAAAACUUGGUUCCUCUAAACCUAUGCGUGAGGUUUUGGCAACAUUAUUACCUGAAGAUCCAAAAUUGAAUGGUGAAGGUCUUUUGGAAUACUAUUUCCCAGCUUUUAAUCGGUUAGUUAAGGCUAAUAAGCAGAUCAAUGUUAAUGUUGGCUGGACGCAUUCUGAUAAGAAGAUAGAAAGCGUUAAAUUGCCUGUGGAAAAUGACGAUGAUGAUUAAACUUGAUUUUCAUUAGUUUUGAUAAGGCCAA
Episyrphus balteatus (marmalade hoverfly) is the source of this 1258-nucleotide messenger RNA. RefSeq names its product angiotensin-converting enzyme-like. The record is from RefSeq and is a predicted model, not a curated record. Gene Ontology annotation, molecular function: metallopeptidase activity; peptidyl-dipeptidase activity. Gene Ontology annotation, cellular component: plasma membrane. Gene Ontology annotation, biological process: proteolysis. The transcript has 5 exons. The coding region runs from base 1 to 1227 and encodes 408 amino acids. NCBI's taxonomy places the organism in Eukaryota, Metazoa, Arthropoda, Insecta, Diptera, Syrphidae.